Messenger RNA from Rattus rattus (black rat), 2544 nucleotides. It is a transcript of the gene Znf395, whose product is annotated as zinc finger protein 395. Gene Ontology annotation, cellular component: nucleus. NCBI's taxonomy places the organism in Eukaryota, Metazoa, Chordata, Mammalia, Rodentia, Muridae. Gene Ontology annotation, biological process: regulation of transcription by RNA polymerase II. The coding region runs from base 149 to 1675 and encodes 508 amino acids. The transcript is spliced from 10 exons. The record is from RefSeq and is a predicted model, not a curated record. Gene Ontology annotation, molecular function: DNA-binding transcription factor activity; RNA polymerase II cis-regulatory region sequence-specific DNA binding.
GCAGGCCGGCCAGGUGGGCGCGAAGGCGGCGCGGGAGGCGGCGCAGUGCAGGGGCCGCGCCGGUGGCGGGCAGGGCCGCGGCCGCUGCAGGGAGCCGAGCUGUCCGGGCCAGUGGCGGGCCGAGCAGACAGAGAAGCCAGUAUCCAGCAUGCUGUCCCGACGCCUUGGUAAGCGCUCCCUCUUGGGAGCCCGAGUAUUGGGACCUAGUGCCUCUGAGGUGCCCUCAGGGGCCAGCCUGCCUUUGGAGCCACAGAUAGAAGUGCCGGAAGGAGCCACACCUCAGUCCUCACUCACCUCUAAGGACCCUGUGUGCCAGGAGCAGCCCAAGGAGGUCCUCAAAGCUCUGGGUACCUCAGGCCACCCACAGGUGACCUUUCAGCCUGGACAGAAGGUCUGUGUGUGGUAUGGGGGUCAGGAGUGCAAGGGCCUGGUGGAGCAGCACAGUUGGGCCGAGGACAAGGUGACAGUCCGGCUGCUGGACCAGAAGUUACAGAUUUGCUGUAAAGUAGAAGAGGUGUGGUUGGCGGAACCGCAGGGUACCACAUCCCAUGUGCCAGCCUCGGAGCCAAGAGCCCAGGUGCCAGCCUACAGACCCGUGUCUAGGAACAUCGACGUCCCCAAGAGGAAGUCGGAUGCGGUGGAGAUGGACGAGAUGAUGGCCGCCAUGGUGCUGACGUCUCUGUCUUGCAGUCCUGUUGUGCAGAGUCCUCCUGGGGCUGAGCCCAUCUUCUCUGUUUCCCGUGCAGCCUGCGGUGACCCAUGGAAGGAGAGCGGUGACAUUUCAGACAGUGGCAGCAGCGGGCACUGGAGCGGGAGCAGUGGCAGCUCCACUCCCUCGCCCCCCCACCCACAGGCCAGCCCCAAGUACCUAGGCGAUGCCUUUGGGUCUCCCCAAACUGAUCAUGGCUUUGAGACGGAUACUGAUCCUUUCCUGUUAGAUGAACCAGCUCCACGGAAGAGGAAGAACUCUGUGAAGGUGAUGUACAAAUGCCUGUGGCCCAGCUGCGGCAAAGUCCUUCGUUCAAUUGUGGGCAUCAAACGACACGUCAAAGCCCUCCACCUGGGGGACACUGUUGACUCUGAUCAGUUCAAGCGGGAGGAAGACUUUUACUACACAGAGAUGCAGAUGAAAGAAGACUGUGCUGUCGCUGUGGCUGCCCCGCCUCCCUCUGGGACACCUACCGGCGAGCCAGUGUCCACCUCCCGGGUGACCAGCCCAUCCCUUGCUGCUCUUUCAUUGCCUCCAGCCAAAGUCCAGUCCUCUGGCCCAGAACACCCUGGCCUGGAAUCUUCCCUGCCCCCAGUUGCACUCAGCAAGUCAGCUCCUGGCUCCUUCUGGCACAUUCAGGCUGACCACGCUUACCAGGCUCUGCCAGCCUUCCAGAUUCCUGUCUCCCCCCACAUCUACACCAGCAUCAGCUGGGCUGCUGCCCCCACCACCACCUCCUCCCUCUCGCCGGUCCGGAGUCGCUCGCUCAGCUUCAGCGAACCCCAACAGCCGCCACCCACAGUGAAGUCUCACCUGAUUGUCACCUCCCCACCCCGUGCUCAGAGCAGCACCAGGAAAGCCCGAGGAGAGGCCAAGAAGUGCCGUAAGGUAUAUGGCAUUGAGCACCGGGACCAGUGGUGCACAGCCUGCCGGUGGAAGAAGGCCUGCCAGCGCUUCCUGGACUGAGCCUGCCUCCGCUGGCCCCGCUCCUCACCCCAGGCCUGCUGGCCAUCAGCAGAAUACAGGGAGAUGAUGUGGCGUGGAUGUGGGCAGCCAGGGCUCCAUUGGCUAAGAUAGAACACUUAAAAACACUUUCUCCCCCUUGCGGGAGUGUUUUAUUUUUUAAAAGCAAACCUAAAUGAAACUAUUUUUUCCCCUUAAAAUAGGAGAGAGCCAAAAUUGACCAAGGGUAUUCUGCAGCGAACCGGAGACCAAAGAGUUUACCCCGACCCCCGCCCCAUCCCACCCUCUCUGGGACUACAUACGCAUCAAAAGUAGGACAGACAGGAUGCCUUGCCCGUUUUCGUGCUGAGCUGGGGAAUCCUUUGCUCUUUCAGCUAUUCCAGAAUGGACUGUGAGCAAAACAGAUUUCCUUUUUUUUUUUUUGGAAUAAAAACAAACUUUCUGGCAGGUAGAUGACCACCCAGGGAAUGGUAGCAGGGCCCUAAGAAGAGCAGGUGGCUGUACUUACUGAGAUAUGGUUUGACUUCUGUAGGAGCAGCUUCUGCAGAUAGAAAAGGGAUACCCUUUAAGGGUGGCAACUUUGAGAUCUGGGUCCCCUCAGAUGCUGGGUUGCAUGCCAAUAGACAUCACCUGGCGUCUUCUCAAAGCCUGUCUCAGAAAAGCUGAGCCAAAAGGCUAGUAUGAGUUCAGCUUGAGAAUGUGACCUCGAAACACUGUCCUGAGCAUCCUUCCAGGGCUGAGAGGAAGUGUGGAGGGUCUCUGUACAAACUCUGCUCCCACUGAGUAAAGUCCUUCCUGAAGCCCCUUCCCUCCAGAGUGUCAGAGGCACUAGCAUGUCAGGUGGUCCUGUCCGAUGUGGAAGUCUUUGAUGA